AAAUUGUGUAGGCCUGUAAAGACAAAAAUAUAGCCUACUGACAUGACCGUGCUCAGCUUGAGCUGAAGCCUCAUAACCUACUUCAGAACCACGGACAGCAACUGCGACCAACCACUGACCAACAACAACAGUGCAGUGUCAAACUCCCCCCAAAAAAACAGUUACGAAAUAUUGCCCUGAUGUGUCAAGCACGCGGAAAGAAUCUGCUAAAAUUUCACACUGUAGAAAAACGUCUCCCGGUCAUGGGUCUGUUGCUAACUUGCGGCUAAGUCCGAGUGUAAAUAUGCGGCUAUAUAUAUAAAACACUGAAUUAGCAUAUGCUUUCUUACGGCUUAAAAUACCACUACGGCUUAUCCCUGACUCUUUUAUAACGUUUCUGCCCCAUUCACGGCUGCAGCAGGGUUAUAGUUGUAACAUCCCGUGUGGAGGUAAAUCUAUCACAUGAUUGCUGAGGUCUCUCUGUGCUCCUCGUCUCCUCCUGAGCAGAAGGCAGCAGCAGGAGCCGCAGCAGCAGCAGGGGCUUCAUGUAAACACGCCGCGCACAGGGCUUUGUUUCACACACACUAGUCAUGCCAUGGAUAUUUUGUGGCAAUACCAGUUCAGGAUCAUUUUACUCGGGGAUUCGACGGUGGGGAAGUCGUCGUUGCUGAAGCGCUUCACGGACGGGAUUUACAGCGAUGUGGCGGAUCCUACGGUCGGGGUAGAUUUUUAUGCCCGCUCGCUUGAUAUCGAGCCCGGCGUGAAAAUUAAGCUCCAGCUCUGGGACACGGCUGGUCAGGAACGAUUCAGGUCCAUCACAACAUCAUACUACCGUAACUCUGUGGGCGGGCUACUAGUCUUUGAUCUCACCAAUCGCAAGACCUUUGACCAUGUGAGGGAGUGGCACAAGGAGGUGAGCGAGCACAUCCUGCCUCACCACAUGGUCUACAUCCUCAUCGGCCAUAAGAGUGACCUCAACAAGGACCGCAAGGUGAGUCGGGACGAGGCGGAGCAGCUGGCGGCCGAGAUGGGCAUCCGCUACGUGGAGACGUCGGCCAAGUGCAACAGCAAUGUGGACCGGGCCUUCGAGCUGCUGACCAGAGACAUCUACGAGCUGAUGAAGAUGGGGGAGAUCGCCACCCGCGAUGGCUGGGACGGGGUGAAGAGUGGCCUCACAGCCAAGGUCCUCUACCCGGCCGAGGACGAAGAGGAACUUGCUACCGCAACCGCUGAAAAGGGCUGCCACUGCUGACUCAGAACUCUCUGUCCAAACACUGUCCCGUCACACCAAGAGCUCACCUCGUUUCACAGCUGUCCAUUGAAACCAAGUCACUCAGGCUCAGCACCCUGUGAUAUCACCAUCCAUCACUCCCUCACCUUGUGCUUGUGCCCCCUCUGUGUGUGGGUUCUUCCGACAACUGGGAUUCUUUUCUAACAGGGGGCUAUUGUACAUCCUGAUGUGUAUCUUAUAGGCAAGUUGUAUCUCUAUAUUCAUGUGGUGUAGCAUGAGCCAACCUGUGUCGGGCCUUGUUAGGCUCUGAAAACACAGAGUGGAGGUGAUCAGGUGUUGGGGUUUAGAGUUCAGCCGAUACUCCUUUUCACAGCCCUGGAGUUAAUGAACUUCUGAGUAUACUGACGGUCCAGAUAAAUCCAUGGACUGUGACUUACUGGUCUGGCAUUUGUUGUGGGUUUCUACCUGUCAAAGUGUGUGUGAUUCUUUGCCUGAAAUCUUUUGUGACUGCAAGCUUGUAAAUAAUAGUGAAAUCUAUAGAGAUGAAAGCUUAAAGGUCACUGAAAGCUCUUUAAUUGAUAGUGUCAACAGACACAGUGCACUCUUCAAUAAGUGUCACCAUAUUAAAUCAAUGUGCUCCUCCU
Micropterus salmoides (largemouth bass) is the source of this 1854-nucleotide messenger RNA. It is a transcript of the gene rab42a, whose product is annotated as RAB42, member RAS oncogene family a. Gene Ontology annotation, biological process: Rab protein signal transduction. The record is from RefSeq and is a predicted model, not a curated record. Bases 575 to 1231 code for a protein of 218 amino acids. Lineage: Eukaryota; Metazoa; Chordata; Actinopteri; Centrarchiformes; Centrarchidae. Gene Ontology annotation, molecular function: GTP binding; GTPase activity. Gene Ontology annotation, cellular component: Golgi membrane. The transcript has 2 exons.